Molecule: messenger RNA, 923 nt
Organism: Xenia sp. Carnegie-2017
Lineage: Eukaryota; Metazoa; Cnidaria; Anthozoa; Malacalcyonacea; Xeniidae
Product: nicolin-1-like
Exons: 6
Coding region: 93-725 (210 amino acids)
Cellular component (GO): nucleoplasm
Source: RefSeq, a predicted model, not a curated record
UGAAAAUUUUGUUUACUGUAAAAAGUGAGAGGAAAUAUUUGACUAGUGACAGAAAUAUUUCUUCUUAGGAUGUUAUUCAGCUCUAUGGAGUAAUGGAAAAUGUGGAAAGGGAGGAUUUCCUUGAGUAUACUCUGAAGAAACCAAUAUUUUUACGUGUGGGGAGUCCUACAGUUGAAUUUAAGUCUGGUUGCUGUGUUAGAGACGUGUUGUUUCUGCAAGAGCAACCAGUUGAGAUUGGAUAUUUUUCAUUCCAAAACAACUACACAGCAUCCAUUAGUGUAAAAUACAAAUCAUCAGAUGGAUCGUGGAAAGUUUGUUUAAAAAAUCACAUUUUGAUGCCAUCAGCUCACUGCGAGGAAGGAAGUCAGAGUGUUUUCACCGUAAAAUCAGAUAUGAUGUUAUGUCCCAUACGAAAAGCAAAUAUGGUUCGUCUUCUUCUCAGGCAACCCUCUCCACAUUGGCUGGAUUUUUCCAUAGAAGAUCUAAGAUUUUACCCCCCGCGCAAGGUAAGCAGUUGCUUGGCGAAUGUUCUUGCCUCAAACGUCGAAGAUAUCUCUGUUGAUGAUGAUAAGACUGAAAGUGAACGUGUUGUGAAUGUCGCAAGUAAGCUUCAACACAUGUGGGCCCUGACUCAGUCCGUAUCUUCUGAGAAUGGAUCGACCGAUGAAAACACCCAUUUCGACAUUGAUGGCUGUUACGACCUGAAUCUUUUGUCUUACACGUGACAUGACAAGAGUGAAUUCCUGUCAUCGACCAUGUCAAGGUUAGCAUUUGUCUCGAAGGAGAGGAACUACUGCAAUCUGUUCUUAUUGCCAAUUUUUAGGAUGAAGUUUUUGAAACUCUGCAAAUGUUUUGGCGCUUGGUUUAAUAGUGUUGUAGAUAAACUCAAUUUGUGCAAAGAAAUGUAGUAUAUAUUGCUCAAA